UUUUCUCCCUAGCCGGACUCCAUCGCCAAUCCCGGGGCGACUCCUUCCGGUCCGGCCAUCCUUCUCGCCGGACCCCGACUCCAAGAACCCCUCCGGCCGGUCUGAUCCGUCGGCAUUCGCCAUGGCACUGCCGAUCCCGUUCCCCAGUCCGCCGCCGCCGGCCACCACGAAACGACGCGGCAGUGUGCCCAGGGUCAGCACGUGUUGCUUCAACGACCCGGAGAUGAAGCGGCGGCGGCGGGUGGCGGGGUACAAGGCGUACGCGGUGACGGGGAAGGUGAAGGCCUCGCUCCGCCGGGGGCUCCGGUGGUUCAAGCGCAAGUGCUCCGGCAUCUUCCAUUUCUGACGUCCCGGCCCGUCGUCGUGCGGGUCGAUUUUUCGGAAGGUAAACGUCGUCCUAUUCUUGGACCGUGUAUGAUUGAUUGCGCAGAAUCGAUGCAUGGAUUCCAGAGGAAGGAAAGGAGAAAAGAUCGAGAGGUCGCAGAUUACACCCGUAAUCCUCCAGACUGCAUUCUGUAAAUUGUCAUGUUGCUCUUGAACGAUCAUAAAUGUCAGGGCCGGGGCUGUUAAUCCACA
Messenger RNA from Hordeum vulgare subsp. vulgare (domesticated barley), 576 nucleotides. RefSeq lists its product as uncharacterized. NCBI's taxonomy places the organism in Eukaryota, Viridiplantae, Streptophyta, Magnoliopsida, Poales, Poaceae. The coding region runs from base 122 to 346 and encodes 74 amino acids. The record is from RefSeq and is a predicted model, not a curated record. The transcript has a single exon.